GAAGAAGGCAGUGGAAGGGUCUCCAUUCUGUUUAAAGCUGGCCUUGUACAAGACAGUAGCUACCCACCUGGAACUGGAGAGAGCAAAAGUUGCAUUCUCAAAUACAAGUACUGUCGCUGAGGAUCACUACCUGUGCGCAACAAACGAUGGGAGGCGAGUACAAGAAGCAAGUCCUCGUUCUGGUCUCCAACACGAACUUCAAUCGAGGGCAAGUCCAGAACCAGAAUCGUGCCGUCAGUCUCUUGAAUGCUCGAGGGAUUUCUUUCGAAACGCUGGAUGGGGCUGAUCCGACGAACAAAGAACUCCGCGACAAGCUUUUCGAAAUCAGCGGAGUCCGAGCAAACUACCCUCAGUUCUUUCUAGUGGACGGCAGCGACAACAUUCCUCGAUUCUUGGGCGACUGGGAGAAGGUCGAGGCGCUCAACGAUGCGAGUAGCCUUCCGGAUCAUAUUCUGGAAUCCAAUCCCUCAAUUGUGACUUGGCAGAAUGUUCUCGGGUGAGCAUACGUCUAAAUUUGGGGUUUAUUGUUUGUUAGAAUCAUAUCCAUUUGUGGGAACUGCUGUCUUCAAAGACUGUAUAGUAGAGAAGUUCGCAGGAAACCAACAAGUAGCGUAAGUCGUUUUUUACCCU
This is a messenger RNA of Phaeodactylum tricornutum CCAP 1055/1, 630 nucleotides long. RefSeq lists its product with no specific name. The transcript has 2 exons. The record is from RefSeq and is a predicted model, not a curated record. The coding region runs from base 147 to 500 and encodes 117 amino acids. NCBI's taxonomy places the organism in Eukaryota, Bacillariophyta, Bacillariophyceae, Surirellales, Neidiaceae.